CAUCUUUGGCUCAUUGGCCGAGAGUCUGCGUGAGGCGUGGAAGGGAGGUCAUGCCGUCUCUGGCUCACCUUGGAAAAAGGUUGAUUUCGUUCAAAAGGUCAGAUGAAGAUGGUCGGAUACUGUGCUUGUUUUGCGCUCCUCUGCCUAUUGACGCGACCAACCUACGCGUUUCCUCCUGAAAAUGAUCUCGACGACAUGUGCCAAUUAGACGUGGAGAAAUUGAAAAAAUUGGUCAGUAGAUUCAGCGACGCCAGAAGCUUUGGAUGUGGGCAGUGGACAUCGAACUCAAAGGGCAUCAUGGAAGAAUUUUUACAGAAAGACGUGGGGAAAUGCAACGCAAACGAAAUUGAGCAUCUCACCAAGUUAGUGACCGGGUUAAAAAGUGAACUUCAGCAAGAUAUUCAGUCAGCAAAAUCUUCCUUGACAACCUCCCACACUCAAGAGCUCGCGGAUUUAAAAUCCGAGUUGAAGUGGGAGAUGCAAACCAUGUCUGGCUCCUAUGCCAAAGAGGCCAAUACAAUAUCAUCGGAUAUGCGAUGGUUGACCUCGGAGCAAAGCAAAUUCACACAAGAAAUGAAAGAAAGGAGCAAUAUCACCACAAAAGAAGUUCAAGAUUUGGCUAGCGUGGUUAAAGAUUUAGAAACCAUAAUUAAAACAGUAGCCACCCCAAAUUCAGAUGUUUCUCGUGAUCUGCUGGUAGAGAUGCGUCAUCUUGGUACUCAACUGAAUGAAGCUAUAACCAAGCUGAACAAAUUUUCUCGCGAUGUCAACACAAAGUUAGCAGACGUAAUGACUCUUUUAGAAGCUCAUAAAACUGAUUUUGAUGAGUGGAAGAAAAUGGAAGCGAAAAAAGUGACGCAACAACCGACGUGCCCAUCCCAUAGUGCCUCUCUGACGACACUGCCAAACGAGAAAAAAUACCUUUUCUCCAACGCAACCAUCCUCAACUGGAAAGCAGCCAAGGCAUUUUGCGAAAUGGAAAAAAUGCAUUUGGCUUCACCCAAGACGCAGCAGGAACUCACCUUUUUGCACCAAAAAGCCAAGGAAAUCGACAACGGAAAAACUCAUUGGUGGCUGGUGUCUGCGACUGACACCGGUCGGAAGCCCGGAGAGUUUGAAUGGCACGAUGGAACAAGCUUGCCCAAAAAUAGUCGCCUGUGGAGCUGGGGAGAACCUGACGAAUUCGAAGCAGGAAGAGAAGAUUGUGUUUAUUUCAACACGGGAAAAACUGACAAGUUGUGGGAUUAUGUUUGCAGCUACUCUGAUAGCUUUAUCUGCGAGGUGCCAUCUACUUGUUUAUGAAUCGGAAACAUUUGUAGGAUGGACAGAAAUUAUUUAGUUUGGUUUUGGGUGGGUUUGGGCUAUUUUACUCUGUUGAUUGUUCAAUAAAUCAGGGUUUGCUAGAGGUAGAAUAGAAUUAUUAACUAAAUUAAAUCUGACCGCCGAAUCCUUAAAAAUAUGUUCCAUUUUUACGAUUGUAACUCGUAUUACGGAAAUAAAUUUAUGUUAAU
Messenger RNA from Cloeon dipterum, 1511 nucleotides. RefSeq lists its product as uncharacterized. Gene Ontology annotation, molecular function: carbohydrate binding. The record is from RefSeq and is a predicted model, not a curated record. The transcript is spliced from 12 exons. Gene Ontology annotation, biological process: biological process involved in interspecies interaction between organisms. NCBI's taxonomy places the organism in Eukaryota, Metazoa, Arthropoda, Insecta, Ephemeroptera, Baetidae. Gene Ontology annotation, cellular component: external side of plasma membrane. The coding region runs from base 103 to 1302 and encodes 399 amino acids.